AUGCUCGUGGACAUCAACUUUUUUGAAAAUUUGCAUAUCCUUGUCAUUGUUAUCAUUAGAAUUUCUCUUGACCAGAAACUGGCCAUGGCUAAAUGCUGCUCUGAUGAGGGUGUUGUAGCAGGAGCAAAGGCAGCCAUUGUUUCAAGCUUUGCAACUGUUGUUCCUACUCUUGCAAGUGUUAGGAUGCCGCCAUGGGCUAGAACAAACCUUAAUCCUACUUCUCAAGUUUUAAUCACUUCAACAGUUGCUGGUGCUACAUACAUCAUUGUUGUAGACAAGACAGUGUUGACUUCUGCAAGGAAGAACUCUUUCAAGGAUGUUAAUUGA
This is a messenger RNA of Dioscorea cayenensis subsp. rotundata (Guinea yam), 327 nucleotides long. RefSeq names its product early nodulin-93-like. The record is from RefSeq and is a predicted model, not a curated record. The transcript is spliced from 4 exons. Lineage: Eukaryota; Viridiplantae; Streptophyta; Magnoliopsida; Dioscoreales; Dioscoreaceae. Bases 1 to 327 code for a protein of 108 amino acids.